GCUAUUAAAUUUUUCAUGGGCUGGGUAAAGCCCAGAGACUUCCGUCCGUCAAAUUUAUUAGAAUUGCUUGGAAACUUGUUUUCAUUUCGUUUCAGUCUUAGGCAAAGAAUGGCAGCGAAAUUAAUUUUACUCGUGUCCUGUGCAUUAGUUGCUCAAGUGCAUAGUCAAGUAACACUCGAUGAACUAAUUAAAGGAAUUUUUACUACAAAAAAAACAACAGAUGUCGACCCACCACCUACAGUAACUAUUCGCACAGCACCUAUGCCAAAUCCUGAUCCAACGCCAGCUCCAACUCCAGCUCCAACUUCAAAUCCGGAUGGCAAUCGAACGGGUCAGUUUGGUAAAUACAAAUCAUGCGGUUUAAAUAAGGAAUGCGUACCUAGGCAUUUGUGCGUAGAUGGGACAAUUAGUACUACAGGCGAAAAUUUCAUUGAUAUACGCAUUGAUGGUGACGUUUGCAUCUACAAUGAGGCCUGUUGCGAUUUACCAAAUAAGAGAACAAAGUCAGUUAUUCCUGCUCUACCGCCCGAACCCCAUGAUGGUUGCGGUUGGCGAAAUCAAAACGGUGUAGGCUUUAAAAUCUCAAUUAAACAAGACGAGGCUGAAUUCGGUGAAUUUCCAUGGAUGCUAGCCAUUUUACGUGUCGAAGAGAAUGGCGAUAACGAUGUGAUAUUUUUGUAUGAAUGCGGUGGGUCUCUAAUUGCUCCUAACGUCGCUUUAACAGCCGCUCAUUGUGUUAUCAAUCGUGAAGCCCGACAAUUAAUUGUACGAGCUGGCGAAUGGGACACACAGAAUACGAAUGAAAUAUUACCACACGUCGAUAAACAGGUUAAAGAGAAAAUUGUACACGAAAAAUAUAGUCGUGGUACGCUUUACAAUGAUGUAGCAUUGCUGAUAUUGGAAGAACCUUACCGUUGGGAAGAAAAUAUUCGUCCGGUUUGCUUGCCAGAGCCGAACACUAACUUCGAUGGUUUGAGAUGUUUUGCUACCGGCUGGGGUAAAGACACAUUUGGUAGGGAAGGAAAAUAUCAAGUAAUUCUGAAAAAAAUUGAAUUGCCGGUAGUUCCUCACUCCACCUGUGAGAAUCAAUUAAGACAGACUCGCCUUGGUCUCUAUUUUAACUUGCACAAAACUUUUUUGUGUGCUGGCGGUGAGCUUGGCAAAGACACUUGCAAAGGUGAUGGAGGUUCUCCACUGGUUUGUCCAAUACCUGGUUUUAAAGAUCGUUAUUAUCAGGCGGGUAUCGUAGCUUGGGGCAUCGGUUGCAAUGAUCCGAACGUGCCUGGCGUUUACGAUAGCGUUCCCUAUGCUCGUCAAUGGAUUUCGGAGAAGCUUGCAGCAAGGGAUGUGAAUUUCUCCGAUUUUACACCGUAAACCAAGUGGACGUUCUUAUGUAAAUACUACAAAAAAAAUUUACAUUUAAAAGAAUUAACUUUGCAGUAUUUAUUCUGCAGAAUGACAUUGUACGCAAUGCUUUAAUGUUUUGUCGAUCGUUUUACUAUUGCUGAGAAAGUUCUAUACAUUUUUUUUUUUCGAACGGUUUUGUUUAAUUCUUAUUGUUAAAGUCGAUUAAAACCCAAACAUUAGUACGUUUUGUCGGCCUGAAAAAGUAGGUAAACAUUUGAAAAAAGAUUU
This is a messenger RNA of Glossina fuscipes, 1635 nucleotides long. Its product is annotated as phenoloxidase-activating factor 2-like. Bases 16 to 1374 code for a protein of 452 amino acids. The record is from RefSeq and is a predicted model, not a curated record. The transcript is spliced from 3 exons. Gene Ontology annotation, molecular function: serine-type endopeptidase activity. Gene Ontology annotation, biological process: proteolysis. NCBI's taxonomy places the organism in Eukaryota, Metazoa, Arthropoda, Insecta, Diptera, Glossinidae.